Erythranthe guttata (spotted monkey flower) is the source of this 2290-nucleotide messenger RNA. RefSeq lists its product as uncharacterized. Lineage: Eukaryota; Viridiplantae; Streptophyta; Magnoliopsida; Lamiales; Phrymaceae. The record is from RefSeq and is a predicted model, not a curated record.
AAAAUCUUGAUUUUUUGUAAUGGGAUUUGCUUAAUCUGUUUGAAAUAUUGGUUUCUUGCAGUGUUUGUUUCGAAUGAGUUCUGAUCGCAAUUGUUUUUUUAAUUUAUUAUUAUUUUUUAUUAUUUUGAUAUUAUUUACCAUAUUGGGAUUUGCUUAAUGUGUUCUAAAUAUCGGUUUCGGUUUCGAUUUCGGUUUAUUUUGAUGUAUUAUCAUAGUGGGAUUUGCUUCAUUUUAUUAUCAUAUGCUCAGCAAUUUUUUUAAUUUUUUUUAAUGAUCAUGUUUUCGGUUUCGGAAUGGCUGUUUUUCGUUUCGUUUUCAAGAAUUGUUCUUCCGAUUUUUUAUUGAUUUUGCAGAACGAAAAACUCGAUUAAAUCUAUGUGUUGUUUGCCCUCUCUCUCGAUGGGACCCGAAAUCACAGCCGGAGAUAAAUUAAAAGCAAAAAUGAAGGCUUCAUCAACCUACGAAGCGAAUCCAACAUUCGAUAAAGAACUCGAAAACGAGUGUAGGAAUUUCGCAUCUAGAGCGGUUGACCAAACUGAGAAAGUCAACAUAACGGAAGCUACAAAUUCCGGCGUCGAAGCACAGGAAUAUUUGGACGCAACCGAAAGCUCGAGUUCGUUCGACGACUGUGAUGACUCGGAGCCUUUGUACCGACACGGUGACGAUGAUUUCGAUCUCAAUUUCGGAUUCGAUGAUGCUUUCAGACUACGGAAGAAAGAUCUGACUAACGACUGGAGGUCGUAUGUUCAGCCGCUGAGGUGGCGUUGUAAAUGGGUUGAAUUGCAAAUCAAGAAACUUGAGGAACAAGGGCGAAUGUACGACGUACAGCUCGGGAAGUACAGUCAGCAAAAGCAGGCUUGGUUAGAGAAAUCUGCAUUGGAACAAGGCCUUGGUGUAAAAUCAAUACCCUUUUACCAAAACCAUGGUGGAAAAAACGAGGUUCGGAAAAGGAAGAAACGAAGAAGAGCUGAAAAAACAAAGGAUUUAUUACCGUAUAUUUCGCAUCACAACAUUUUUUCUUACUAUGUGAGUAAGAAGGGUUCCGAUCGGGGUGCUUUUGUCGAAGGCGAGUUGAGGAAUCGUGAGGCGAAUCAAAAAGUUGCCACUGACGUUGGAUUUUGGGGCGACGAUCAAUCCUUAUGCAUCGAAAAUGGAAACGAUGAUAAUUCUUUGGAGCAAAUACUCCGCAAGAUUGUUUUUUUACAGUCACGGGUCGGUAAAUUGAAGAGUAGGGUCGAAAAGGUCAAAAGUGAAACCGACGUAAAAACAGCCGAGAAGGUAAUAAGUGAAAACGUCGGAGAAUUAGCUGAGAAGGUCGUAAGUGAAAACAAUGGAAAAUUACCCGAGAAGGUAAUAACCGAAAAAAAUGGAAAAUUACCCGAGAAGGUAAUAACCGGAAAUAAUGAAAAAUUACCGGAGAGGGUAAUAACCGAAAGAAAUGGAAAAUUAUCGGAGAAGGUAAUAACCGGAAAUAAUGGAAAAUUACCGGAGAGGGUAAUAACCGAAAAAAAUGGAAAAUUACCGGAGAAGGUAAAUAGUGAAAAAGUCGGGAAAUCGUCUUCUAGUGAUAUUUCCGAUAAUGAUUUAAUUAGCUCUCCUCUAAAUCGUGGGAGAAAUAUGUCGAUGGCGGAUGCUAUUGCGUAUCAGCUUAUUCAAGGGUAUAUUAUUGACCAUCCCGAACUCGGAAUCGAUAGUCAAGGAGAUUCUUUUCACGAUGCAAAUGGAAACAUAAAUGACGAUAUUCUUGCAUCUAUAUUUCCAAAUGAAGAAGAAGAAGAAGAAGAUCUUCUAAUCGAUAACCAUAGGGCGAUGGAAGUGAUGAGAAAUUAUGAGGAACUAAUCCAACCGGUACAAAAAUCUCCGGUUUUAGCAAAACCUGAUUUUCCGAGGGAUAAUCAAAUGCCGAAAAGAAAACGGGAUAUCGAAGAAGAUGUCGAUGCUAUUGAAAAAAGCAAGAGUAAGAGGGGCAGAAUAGUAAAAGCUGGUCCUAAAUGAUGAAUUAAAUCUGCAAAUAUGUUAAUAUAGGGUUUUUUUUAAUUAUUAUUAUUUUUUUCAAGAUUGUAAAUUGUGAAGUGGUCCAAUUCUUUCGGCACAUAUUAUUUCUUACAUAUGGAUUAAUUGCAUAUAGUUUUCUGAGGAAUGUAGAGUCAGUUGCAUAUAUUGUUAUGCAAAAUUUUGGUAAUUUUUAAGGUGACAUUGUCUAUAUAUUGUUGAGCUUGGUUUCCAUUUCAGAUAGCAAUAUUUAUUUUAGGGUAAAUUACGAAAACCUCUCGGAAAUUAGGUUAAAUUA